AAGAGAACAGAAGAGAAGGAAGAAUAACAUGAAAAUGAACGAGAAUGGGGAGGUUAAUCAAGCUGAAAUAGAUAGGCAGAAGAAAAUAGACGAUUGGCUACCAGUAACAGCAUCUCGCAAAGCAAAAUGGUGGUACUCAGCAUUUCACAAUGUAACUGCAAUGGUUGGUGCUGGAGUUCUUGGCCUCCCUUUUGCUUUAUCUCAACUCGGAUGGGCUGGUGGUCUAAGUAGCUUAAUAGCCUCAUGGCUAAUCACAUUCUACUCCUUAUGGCAACUAGUAGAAAUGCACGAAGAGGUUCCAGGCAAACGCUUUGAUCGCUAUCAUGAACUCGGUCAACAUGCAUUUGGUCCAAAAUUGGGGUUAUGGAUUGUAGUUCCACAACAAUUAUUCGUUCAAGCUUCAACAAAUAUCGUCUAUGGAGUCACUGGAGGAAAAUCCCUUAAAAAGUUCUUUGAUUUGCUUAUUCCUUCAGUGAAGUCAGUUAAGCUGACAUACUACAUUUUUAUCUUUGGCGCUAUUCAAUUAAUACUCUCUCAGACUCCAAACUUUAACUCGUUGAGGGGAGUUUCACUGCUUGCAGCCUUCAUGUCAUUUUGUUACUCAGCAAUAGCUCUUAUCGCCUCCGUAAUAAGAGGAAAAGACCCAGGGAUAAGUUACGGCGUUCGCUCCUCAAACAUACAGCAGGAAUAACCUUUGAUGUAUUUUCAAAAUGCUUUAGGCACAAUAGGCUUUGCAUUUGCUGGUCACAGUGUGUGUCUUGAGAUUCAGGCCACAAUUCCUUCAACUCCCGAGAAACCCUCAACGAAGCCGAUGUGGCAAGGAGUUGUGGUUGCUUACAUCAUAGUGGCAAUUUGCUAUGUGGGUGUUGCAGUUACAGGGUUUUGGGCUUUUGGUAAUGUUGUUGAAGACGACGUGCUUAUGUCUUUGGAGAGGCCUAAUUGGUUGAUUGCAGUGGCUAAUUUUAUGGUGUUUCUUCAUGUUCUUGGGAGCUAUCAAGUAUUUGCCAUGCCAUUGUUUGAUAUUCUAGAAUCAUUCCUUGUUCUCCAAUGCAAAAUGUCCCCUGGUAUACGGCUUCGUUUGGUAGCUCGAAGUUUAUACGUAUGUUUCACAAUCUUAAUAGGAGCUUGUAUUCCUUUCUUUGGUGGGUUGCUUGGAUUUUUCGGAGGAUUGUUUUUCGCACCAACUUCAUACUUUCUUCCUUGUAUUAUGUGGCUCAUUCUUCGCAAACCAAAGAUAUUUAGCCCUCACUGGAUAGCGUGUUGGAUUUCAAUCAUUCUUGGGGUUCUCUUGAUGAUUUUAUCCCCUAUUGGAGGCUUAAGAUCGAUCAUUCUUUCAGCAAGUUCAUACAAAUUCUUCUCAUAGGACAGUUUAUAGAUUGUACUUAAGAUUGAAGCAUCUCAUUAGCUUCAUUAGUAAUCUUGCUAGUUCAAGAAAUUAAACCAAAAUUUUUAGGAUUUGGAAAUUGAGGAACUAGGGUGUAGGUGCACUCAAACUUUCAUCGCCAAAGAUUUUACAGGGUAAGGAAAACUUUUUAGUUUGCGGGAUUUCUCCUAUAAAUGAUUGGAGUCCACAUUUCUCAUACUUAGUUUUCAUGUAUUAAAGCUCGAACACUAUGAGAUUCGCUUUAUUACGGUUGUAAUUUAACAAACUCCCCAAGAAAUUCAAUAAAGGUUGCAAUUCGUAAGA
This is a messenger RNA of Asparagus officinalis (garden asparagus), 1687 nucleotides long. Its product is annotated as lysine histidine transporter-like 5. The transcript has 8 exons. Gene Ontology annotation, cellular component: plasma membrane. Lineage: Eukaryota; Viridiplantae; Streptophyta; Magnoliopsida; Asparagales; Asparagaceae. The record is from RefSeq and is a predicted model, not a curated record.